AUGGUGAGUCAAGCCGAAAAUAGGGAAUCGAUUAGGCAGGAUGAAGCUGAGCUGGAGCUUCGCAGGCUCCAAGAAAUUGCUAAGCUUGCAGCUGUAUAUCACAGCGGUGAAAGAAAGUUUAAGAGAAGAACGGAUCUUUCGCAUGUCGUGCACGCCAGUCUACACUUUGUUCAAUUUGUGAGCACGUCGGCUAUCGAAGUUUUCCAUCAUGUGCAUCACUAUGUGAAUAAACUUGCGCGAGAAAAGGAUGAUACAGUCCCAUUGUUGCCGGAGGAAAGAAACCCCAUUUUCUUCGUGUAUCCCAUUUGCAUGGCGCUGAGCCUUGUUCUUAUGAUCCUUUGGCUUGUUGAAAAGAUUCUUCCCGAUAGACCUCUGAUACCUUUCACAAUAUGCGCGUCGGGAGCUAUUCUGAUGCUUGUGACGGGAAUAAUGGAGAUGAAACACGCCGACAUGUACAUUGACGUUACCGAAUUUACUGACGAAGAAAUAUUGGAGCACCCUAUCUUCAUUCAUAACUUUGUAAUGUGCAUAUUAUCGAUCUUUGUUAUGAGUUUAUAUCUAAUUCAAGCGUGGAUCCUUUUCGACCUUUUCGAGUGGCAGUGGAUUUGCAAGGAACGAGACACAAAUGUGUCGGAUGAUACGCAAAGUUCAAGUUCUAGCGUAGACACCGACGAGACUGAUCAUUCCAUAAUAGAAGGAAAGAUCGGCGAACGCGAUUCCGGGAUUGGAGAACUGGCACCGAUUCCUACCCUGAAAGAGUUAACCACCCUCGCCGCGAUCGCCGAUAGUGCCGAUAUGGACGACGAGCUGAUACUUUAUUGCUGCUUCGUCGACUGGUACAAUUAUGUUAAAGUGAAAAUGGAAUGUAAACCAAAGCACGAGUUCCAAGUAAUUCACGUCAUGUGA
Messenger RNA from Vollenhovia emeryi, 906 nucleotides. RefSeq lists its product as uncharacterized. The record is from RefSeq and is a predicted model, not a curated record. The transcript is spliced from 5 exons. Bases 1 to 906 code for a protein of 301 amino acids. NCBI's taxonomy places the organism in Eukaryota, Metazoa, Arthropoda, Insecta, Hymenoptera, Formicidae.